GCCUACCUGAACUUCCACGCUAUCCGCUAUGAUACCGUCCCGUCCUCCGCCUACGCCUCGCCAAACCUGGCCCUGCCCUUCCUGGUGCCCGCCGUAGACCCCAACACUACCACCGCCGCCGCCCCGCCCGUCGUCCUUGGAGAAGAUAUCGAAAAAUGGGUGCUCAAGCGGACGGGCCAGCCGCAAAAGACCUCCGCCGCCCAUAGCCAUCGCCUGAGUCUCGCAACGUAUUGCCCGCUUGUCGAGCAUGCCAUCCGGCGUGCCUGGGUCCACGUCCUGUACCUGGAGGACGCGAACUUCGACUCCGUCGUGCGCCGGAUCUACGUAGACCCGUGCAGCACCCACCCGCUCGUGCGCAUGGCCAUUGCCUCACAGCUCCGGCACGCCGCACGAGAGGAGCUCGACACCUUCUCGCGUUUCAGGGAGGUGGAUUCGCUGCUGUCGGCCGCCAAGGACGCCUUCGAGGUGCUCUCCACCGUCCUGAAGGACCAGGCGUACUUCACCGGCACGGACACCCCGGGCAUCUUGGACGCCAGUCUGUUUGCAUAUACCCAUUUGAUCCUGGACGAGUCGUUUGGCUGGAAGAGGAACCCGCUGAAAAAGUAUUUGACGAAAUACGAGAAUCUUGUCCGACAUCGCAACCGGAUUCUUCAAGCCUAUUUUGAAUAA
Ophidiomyces ophidiicola is the source of this 669-nucleotide messenger RNA. RefSeq lists its product as uncharacterized. The annotation marks the transcript as partial. The record is from RefSeq and is a predicted model, not a curated record. Gene Ontology annotation, biological process: mitochondrion organization. Gene Ontology annotation, cellular component: SAM complex. The transcript is spliced from 2 exons. NCBI's taxonomy places the organism in Eukaryota, Fungi, Ascomycota, Eurotiomycetes, Onygenales, Onygenaceae.